UUUCAGCGCGUGAGGGACGCAGUGACACGGCACUAUUCACACGGUUGACUUGGAGCCAGAACUAGGCCGCUGCUGCCGGGAAAAGAGAAAAAAUACAACUUUUACAGCCAUUUCUCUCGUUUUGAGUCAAGAGUUUGUGUCUUGAACAAUCGCGUCCCUGAAAGCGCAACAGCAUGGACAGCCUGGAGAAGCAGCUCAUCUGUCCGAUCUGCCUGGAGAUGUUCACCAAGCCGGUGGUGAUCCUGCCCUGUCAACACAACCUCUGCCGGAAAUGUGCUAAUGACAUAUUCCAGGCCUCCAAUCCUUAUUUGCCAACACGUGGGGGUUCUACGGUGAGUUCUGGUGGGCGUUUCCGUUGCCCCUCCUGUAGACAUGAAGUUGUUCUAGAUCGCCACGGUGUUUAUGGACUGCAAAGGAACCUGCUGGUGGAAAACAUAAUUGACAUGUACAAACGGGAGACAAUCAGUACAAGCAAUAACGCAGAGUCACAACAGAAACCAGCUGUGAUGAUGUGCGAGGUGCACGAGGACGAAAAGAUUAAUAUCUAUUGCGUGUCCUGUUCUGUUCCCACCUGCUCCUUGUGCAAAGUGUUUGGUGCUCAUCAAGAAUGUGAAGUUGCACCACUUACUACUGUCUAUGAUACUCAGAAGACAGAGUUGUCAGAGGGUAUUGCUAUGCUAGUGGGAAACAAUGACAGAAUUCAGGCCAUCAUCAGCCUGCUGGAGGAGAGCUGCAGAACUGUGGAGGAGAAUGGGCGCAAGCAGAAAUCUCAUGUGUGUGAGACAUUUGAUCAUCUCUAUGCAUUGCUGGAGGAUAGGAAAGGAGAGCUGACACUGAAAAUCAAUGCAGAACAGCAAGAGAAAGUUGAUUACAUUAAAGGUCUACAGGACAGGUACACAGACCACCUGGACAAGAGUGCAAAGUUGGUGGAGACAGGAAUCCAAACCAUGGAGGAACCAGAGAUGGCAAUCUUCCUGCAGAAUGCAAAGCCUCUGCUACAUAAGAUAGCAGAGGGGAAAAACACAUCUUCCUUGGAGAAGCUGGAGCGUGGCUAUGAAAAAAUGGAUCAUUUUACUGUUAGUUUUGAGCCUGAGAGGAGGGCCAUCCUUAAAAUUGACUUUGUCGGAGAUGAUGAUGAUGAAGCUAGUGAUGAGGAGGAGGAUCAUGUUAAUGAAGUGGUUACUGAUGCACAUGUUGUUGAUCAUACUCAAAAGUCUGAAGGAUUGAAGACCUCCCCUGUCAAGCAAAGCCCUAUCCUGACUCCAGACUCCCAGUUGAUUGUGCAGAGCACACCUCUACUGACUACUGGUCCAAACCCUGCCCAGACAUUGGACAGAAACACACUAGCAGCACCAAACACUCCACCAGCACAAAACCCUUCACUAGCACAAAGCACACCACCAGCACAAAGCACACCACCAGCACAAAACAUACCACCAACCAUUUUCACUCCUGCCCAAACAACAACCACCAGCAUGUCACAGAAUACAUCUGCAGUCACACCAACUACAAGCACAGCUCCCAGCGCUCCAGAAAAUACAACCACAGAGGGGUCCACCAACCCCAGUGAAGGAAUUACCACUCAAAGCUCGGAUGGUCUUCCUCGGCAUGUUUUCUCCUUUUCCUGGCUCAAUACACCUAAGUAAAAUUUCUGUCCUAUAUAGGAAAGUUUGUCCCAAAUCAUGUUUGCUUAUUAAGAAUUUAGCAGAUUUUGUAAAGAAAUAUGUUAUCCGCACACAACAUGCGUAUAUGUGAAACAGAUAUUACAAUAAUUUAAAAUCAGAGUUUUGGAAUAGUUAGAAUAAUUCCAAAGUUGUAAAAUUCACACCUAUUAAAUAUGAUGACUGCUGAGGGGAAUAGGGGUGAGUGUGAAAUAAAAGAAUAUAAAUAUA
Molecule: messenger RNA, 1892 nt
Organism: Clarias gariepinus (North African catfish)
Lineage: Eukaryota; Metazoa; Chordata; Actinopteri; Siluriformes; Clariidae
Gene: trim55a
Product: tripartite motif containing 55a
Exons: 10
Coding region: 174-1646 (490 amino acids)
Molecular function (GO): zinc ion binding
Source: RefSeq, a predicted model, not a curated record